CUCAAUGUGGGUUAAUGUGUCCAUCCUGCACUCGAGCGCGCGGCACAGUUCAGUCUACGUACAGCCACUCAUAUAGCCAACAGAGAUGGAUCUCGAACAAAUGGGUCCCCAAACCUUCCUGUACGGUUGUGAGCUCCAGGCAGGCAAGGAGGUCCGUUUUAAUCCAGAGGAUGACAAUUAUGAUCAUCAGUUGUCAGUCAGAAUGGCCUGCGUUGAUCCCACAACAAAAGACGAACUGAACGUUGUGGAGAUCGAAGGGCAAGAUUCAGAGGGUCAGAAGGUCAAGGUAGUUCUGGCCACUCUCAAGCCUUCCUCUCUCCCCAGCGUGUGUUUGGGUGGGUUUGAGAUCACGCCACCUGUUGUGUUCCGUCUACGCUCUGGUUCCGGUCCAGUUCACAUUAGUGGACAGCAUCUCGUCAUCAUGGAAGGAGACCAGUCCUUUGAUGAAGACGAGGAGGAAGAGGAGGAAGAAGAAGAGACGCUGACCACAGCUAAGAAGAGGCCAGCGUCGGUGACUCAGAAGCUUUCAAAAAAAAUGAAGUUGGAUGAAGAGGAGGAUGAUGAUGAGUAAGUGUUGGAUGAUGAUGAGGAGGAUGAUGAAGAUGUUGAGGAGGAGGAAAGUGAAGAAGAAACUCCUGUAAAGGAAAAGAAGGCACCAUCCAAACCACAGACCCCUGCACAGAACGGAAAAGGACCCAAGGCCAAUACGCCUGCUAAACAGAACAAGACUCCUGAAAAGAACAAAAAGGAUGACAAAAAAACACAGUCGCCACAGACGCCACGGGUUUUCACUGUCCCAGAGAUCAAAGCCAAGAUGAUGGCGAGUGUAGAAAAGGGUGUAGCAUUGCCAAAAUUACAGCCGAAGUUUGAGAACUAUGUAAAGAACGGCUUCAAAGUCACAGAAGCAAAGGUAAUCGAGGAGCUCUGGAAAUGGAGACAGAGUGUCAAAUAAAAUAACUAAAACCCCUUUUAUUUUGCUUAAAUUAUUAGGCACCUUUUUUUUUUUUGACCAUGGUUUUACUUUUUGGUUACCUUCAAUAUUAUGUUUGUCCAACAUACCCCUCAGUUUUUCUCAAAUCCGUGCCAUUCCUUGAAAAGACUAACUCAGAACAUUACCUUUUUCAUCCUUUGCGAUCUGGCCUCUCCUCACCCCUGUGGUGUUGUCAUGUGCAGGGAGUGUGGCCUUAAUUUGGUAGCUUGUUGACUACCCUUCCAUGGUUUCUUUAAAAUGACAUGGAAAUGUGUAUGGCAUUCUGAUUGGAGAUGUGCCUGAGAAUCAAUUUACUGAAUUCAGCUUGACAUGAUUUGCAAUGCAUGAUUAAUGGUUUUUCAGAAUGGUAUCAGUGAUGAAUUCCAUUAUUUCAGCAGUUCGUUAUUUUUGUAAUUGUCAAUAUCAGUAUCCUGUAAUAUGCUUGAAGGUGGGAUGUAUUGAAUGUUUGGGAUUGAUUAGUCAACUGUAAGAAAUCCAAACGUCAACAAUGAAUAUGUAAUAUGACAGUCUGUGCAGCUAAAUCUAAUCUCUGGACUGCAAUUCAGAUGUGGUUCACUUUUUUGACUUCCUUAAAUCUGUUUAAAUACAAAUAAAGCUUAUAUUUCACAAGUGUUAACCCAUUUAA
Molecule: messenger RNA, 1616 nt
Organism: Sinocyclocheilus rhinocerous
Lineage: Eukaryota; Metazoa; Chordata; Actinopteri; Cypriniformes; Cyprinidae
Product: nucleophosmin-like
Exons: 10
Biological process (GO): ribosomal large subunit biogenesis; positive regulation of transcription by RNA polymerase II; ribosomal small subunit biogenesis
Cellular component (GO): ribonucleoprotein complex; nucleolus; centrosome
Molecular function (GO): chromatin binding; RNA binding; histone binding
Source: RefSeq, a predicted model, not a curated record